Chrysoperla carnea is the source of this 3164-nucleotide messenger RNA. Its product is annotated as integrin beta-PS-like. Gene Ontology annotation, molecular function: integrin binding. The record is from RefSeq and is a predicted model, not a curated record. Gene Ontology annotation, biological process: cell adhesion mediated by integrin; cell migration; cell-matrix adhesion. Gene Ontology annotation, cellular component: integrin complex; cell surface; focal adhesion. The transcript has 6 exons. The coding region runs from base 378 to 2342 and encodes 654 amino acids. Lineage: Eukaryota; Metazoa; Arthropoda; Insecta; Neuroptera; Chrysopidae.
UUGCUUUAUUUAUUAAUUCACAAAAUUUAAAUAAAAACAUUUGCAAUAGCAAAGAAACUUGUAGUGAAUGUAUUCAAGAUGGGUGCAUUUGGUGUUCGAAAAUUGAAGAUUCAAAACCAGAAAGUACAUCAUUUACUAGAUGCAUUGAAGAAUCAACAAGAUAUUCUGAAUGGUGUCCAGAUAAUUUUGUAACAAUUCCAAAAUCUAAUUUAACAAUAUUAAAAGAUUCUGAUCUUAAUUCAGAUACAAAUAAAAACGAUUCAAUCGUACAAAUUCGACCACAAAGAAUUCAUUUAAAGUUACGCCUUCAUGAAGAGCAAAUAAUAAAUUUUCAAUAUUCUCAAGCUAUUGAUUAUCCAGUGGAUUUGUAUUAUUUAAUGGAUGUAUCACUCUCAAUGGAAAAAGUAAAAGAUACUGUAUCAAAAUUAGGAGGUAAAUUAGCAAUUGCUAUGCAAAAUUUGACCAGCAAUUUUCGAUUAGGGUUCGGCACUUUUAUUGAUAAAGUUGUUCUGCCAUUUACCGAUCGUGACGCUGUAAAUACUGCAAAAUAUGCGUCACCGUAUAGUUUUCUAAACAAUUUACCAUUAAAUGAAAGUGCAAAACUGUUCACGGAAAAAGUAAAAACAGCGCAGUUAUCAUCGAAUGUGGAUCACCCUGAAGGUGGUUUUGAUGCCAUAUUACAAUCAAUUGUAUGCGAAGAACAAAUUGGUUGGCGAUUAAAUGCUACAAGAUUGCUAAUAUUUUCCACGGAUGCAUCAUUUCAUCAUGCUGGUGAUGGUAAACUUGUAGGUGUUAUUGAGCCCCACGAUGGUAAAUGCUAUCUAGAAAAUGGUUACUACACGCAAUCAUUAAAAUUUGACUACCCAUCAGUAGCGUUGUUAAACUAUUAUGUGAAAAAACACAAUAUUGACUUAAUAUUUGCUGUUACAGAGAAAGUUAAAAAUAUUUAUCAACAGUUAUUGGAUCGUAUUGACGGAUCUCAACUGGCAAUUUUAUCAAGUGAUACUGAUGAAGUAAAAAAAUUAGUUAUGGAUAAAUAUAAAAAACUGAAACAAUCUGUGCUAAUAACAGAUAAUGCAACAUCCGAUAUUUACAUUGAAUAUUUUUCAUCAUGCACUGAACGAGCAGAAGAAAAAAAAACAAAAGAAUGUCAUGAUAUUCGAUACAAUAAACCAGUAAAUUUUAAAGCUAUUAUAAAAGCAACAAGUUGUGGAAAGAAAAAUCAUGUAAUUGAGAUAAAACCACGAUCAUUGAGUGAGAGUUUAAUUGUGGAACUUGAAUUACAAUGCGAAUGUGAUUGUAAACAACCUGAACACGAGGAAUAUGAAGAGAAUUCCAAACAUUGUUCAUUAAAUGGUACUUUAAGUUGUGGAGUUUGUAAUUGUAACUCAGGACGAUUUGGGAAAUUUUGCGAGUGUAAUGAAAAUGAAGGUGCAAUUACUGUUGAUAGUUGCAAAAUGCAAAAUACAACCGACGAAUUGCCAUGUUUGGGACGUGGUAAUUGUAUUUGUGGUAAAUGUACAUGCGACAAGGAAUAUUCUGGUGCUUAUUGUCAAUGUGAUAAUUUUUCAUGUAAAAGAUAUAAUAAUAAAAUAUGUUCUGGAAAUGGUAUAUGUGAUUGCAAUCAAUGUAAAUGUAAUCCUGGAUUUAGUGGAUCAGCAUGUGAAUGUGACACCAGGGAAGAAAGUUGUAUGGCAACUGGUUCACAAGAUAUCUGUUCUGGUAAAGGAACAUGUGAUUGUGGCGAAUGUAAAUGCCAAACACAUCCAAUACGUUACUGGGGACGAUUUUGUCAAACGUGUUCAAAUUGUCCAGGGCAACGUUGUUCUGAGUUUGUGGAUUGUGUUGAAUGUCAAGCGUUUUCCAAUAUGGGAAAAAAUACAACGAGUGAUUGUAGCAUUUAUUGUGCAAAUAUUACUGUGAAAAGUGUUGAUAAAGUUAAGAAAUAUACUGAAAAUGAGCAAGUAAUCGAAUCUGUUGACGAUAAUUUUAAGUUGUGUGAACACAUAAAUGAUGAUGAAUGUACCAUAUUAUUUAAGUACACGUAUGAUUCGAAACAACAAAUGACGUCGAUUGAAGUCCAAAAGCAUAAAAUAUGCCCCCGUAAAAUUGAUUUUUUGCCAAUAAUUUUAUUGGUGAGUGGAACUAUAUUAAUAGGUGGAAUGAUUAUAUUAGUUAUUUGGAAAAUUGUUACCGAAGUACAUGAUAGGCAUGAAUAUACUCGGUUUGAGAAAGAACGACAAUCUUCAAAAUGGAAUAAUGAUGAAAAUCCACUUUAUAAAGGAGCGACAACAACCGUAAAUAAUCCAAUGUUUAAUAAACGAAUUAGUGUUAAUUGUUAAAUGUAGUUUGUACAACUAGUGUUUCAAAUUCAAAGUUUGUUUUUUCUUAUGAGAUAUGUAUACGCAUGAGCUGACGCUUAUACUUCCUUAAAAUAAGUGCACGUGUAAUUACAACGCAGUAUAAGCGAGCGCGAAUGCAUUAUUCUAUAGUUCACAAGAUAAGAAAGAUUGAGCUAUGAAAUUUAUACAAGAUUUACAUAGAAUAAUUCUUUUUAAUACCUCGUCUAAUACCUAAAUUUGUAAUACCUAAAAAUUACUCGUCAAUCAAUGUGAUUUUUCAAUGAAGAAAAUUUUAAUAGCUAAUUAAUAUAUGCAUUCAAAUCGUAAAGGUAACACCAUAGAGCUGCAAAGUCGUCGGACAAACAUUUGAUAGCAGUAUAGAGAGGCAGAUAAAGUAGGCGCAUAUAGCUGUAGAAAAACAGAUAAAGUAGGCAAGUCGUAGCUAUUUUCACCUCUCUUAUAUGUCUAGAGUUUAUGUGACCUUCUGCCUCUCUCACAGCGGUCAUUAAUUCGCACUGCUCUAUGAUAUCAUCUCUAUGAUUCAAUUGUACGUACAAAAUUAAUACAUAGCGACUUAUCUUUUUGUUUUCUAAGUGGUUUGUAAAACAGCAGGUUACAUGUACUACUGCAAAGUUAUUUUACCGCACGCGGGUUCAAAGUAUUUUCCCACACAGAUAGGGAAACAAAGAAAAUUCAAAUUAUAUUCGUAAAUUAUACUAAAAAGUCAUUGAUCACUUUGCUGAGUAUAUUUUUUGUUCGAAUAUUAUAGUUUAGGUAACGGUAUUACAAAAAAUAAUUCUCUAAAAGGUCAUAAAAUGUUAA